CCGCUGGGGACCAGACUUCCAAGGCUCCCCAACCGGCGGGUCCCCGCGCACUGCCAGGAAUCCGUGUGCUCCCCAGGGCGCCACCGCGACUCGCGGAGCCAGCCUCAGCCCGUGUCCCGAGGACCCGGGUCCCCAGUUCUCUGGAUCCUGACGCACUGCUGAAGCUCGGCCGGGUGACCCUGUUGACGCUGGACCUUGCUGCAGCGAGGGACAGGGAGAGAAAUAGCGCGUGGAGACUGCCGGAAGACUGGAUCACCAGGAGGGCUUUCAGAACAUUGUCAAGGCACUCAUUUUUGUGGCUGCUUCCAGGUAACAAUGGCUGUGUGAGUGUCUGCCAUGGCCCACCGCAAGCGCCAGAACACUGCGAGCAGCAUGUUGGACCAUAGGGCCAGGCCGGGUCCUAUCCCCCAUGACCAGGAGCCCGAGAGCGAGGACACAGAACUGCCUCUGGAGAGCUAUGUACCCACAGGCCUGGAGCUGGCCACUCUGCGGCCAGAGAGUCCCACACCCGAGGAACAGGAGUGCCAUAACCAUAGCCCUGAUGGGGACUCCAGCUCUGACUAUGUGAACAACACAUCUGAGGAGGAGGACUAUGAUGAGGGCCUCCCUGAGGAGGAGGAAGGUGUUACUUACUACAUUCGCUAUUGUCCCGAGGAUGACAGCUACCUGGAGGGCAUGGACUGUAAUGGGGAGGAAUACAUAGCCCAUGGUGCACAUCCCGUGGACACUGAUGAGUGUCAGGAGGCUGUGGAGGAAUGGACGGAGUCAGUGGGCCCUCAUACUCAUAGCCACGGAGCUGAAAACAGCCAGGAGUACCCAGACAGCCACCUGCCCAUCCCAGAGGAUGACCCUUCUGUCCUGGAGGUCCAUGACCAGGAAGAAGAUGGCCACUACUGUUCCAGCAAAGAGAGCUACCAGGACUACUACCCCGCAGAGACCAAUGGGAACACAGGUGGCGGCUCCCCCUAUCGCAUGAGGCGUGGGGAUGGGGACCUGGAGGAGCAGGAGGAAGACAUCGACCAGAUAGUGGCUGAGAUCAAGAUGAGCCUGAGCAUGACCAGCAUCACCAGUGCCAGCGAGGCCAGCCCUGAGCACAUGCCUGAGCUGGAUCCUGGGGACUCCACAGAGGCCUGUUCACCCAGCGAGACCGGCCACGUACCCAGUAGGCAUGAGGCGAGGCCCAAGUCACUGAACCUUCCCCCUGAGGCCAAGCACCCUGGAGACCCCCAGAGAGGACUCAAGACCAAGAGCAGAACCCCAGAGGAGAGGCAAAAGUGGCCCCAAGAGCAGGUUUGCAAUGGCUUGGAGCAGCCAAGGAAACAGCAGCGCUCUGAUCUCAAUGGACCCACUGACAAUAAUAACAUCCCAGAGACAAAGAAGGUGGCAUCGUUUCCGAGCUUUGUGGCUGUUCCAGGGCCCUGUGAGCCAGAAGACCUCAUCGAUGGAAUCAUCUUUGCAGCAAACUACCUGGGCUCCACCCAGCUGCUGUCUGAGCGCAACCCCUCCAAAAACAUCCGAAUGAUGCAGGCUCAGGAGGCUGUCAGCAGGGUCAAGAGGAUGCAGAAGGCUGCUAAGAUCAAGAAAAAAGCGAAUUCUGAGGGUGAUGCUCAGACCCUGACAGAAGUCGACCUCUUCAUCUCCACCCAGAGGAUCAAAGUUUUAAACGCUGACACACAGGAAACCAUGAUGGACCACGCCUUGCGCACCAUCUCCUACAUUGCGGACAUCGGGAACAUCGUGGUUCUGAUGGCCAGGCGCCGCAUGCCCAGGUCAGCCUCUCAAGACUGCAUCGAGACCACGCCUGGGGCCCAGGAAGGGAAGAAGCAGUACAAGAUGAUCUGUCACGUGUUCGAGUCAGAGGAUGCCCAGCUGAUAGCCCAGUCUAUUGGGCAGGCCUUCAGUGUGGCCUACCAGGAGUUCCUGAGGGCGAAUGGCAUCAACCCUGAGGACUUGAGCCAGAAGGAAUACAGUGACAUCAUAAAUACCCAGGAGAUGUAUAAUGAUGAUCUCAUCCACUUCUCAAACUCGGAGAACUGCAAGGAGCUCCAGCUGGAGAAACACAAGGGGGAGAUUCUGGGUGUGGUGGUCGUGGAAUCGGGCUGGGGCUCCAUCCUACCCACUGUGAUCCUGGCAAACAUGAUGAAUGGUGGCCCUGCAGCUCGCUCCGGGAAGCUGAGCAUUGGAGACCAGAUCAUGUCCAUCAAUGGCACCAGCCUGGUGGGGCUGCCGCUUGCUACCUGCCAGGGCAUCAUCAAGGGCCUGAAGAACCAAACACAGGUGAAGCUCAACAUUGUCAGCUGCCCCCCAGUCACCACAGUCCUCAUUAAGCGUCCAGACCUCAAGUACCAGUUGGGCUUCAGCGUGCAGAAUGGAAUUAUCUGCAGCCUCAUGAGAGGGGGUAUUGCGGAGCGAGGUGGUGUCCGCGUCGGCCACCGCAUCAUCGAGAUCAACGGACAGAGUGUGGUAGCCACGGCCCAUGAGAAGAUAGUGCAGGCUCUGUCGAACUCAGUGGGAGAGAUCCACAUGAAGACCAUGCCUGCAGCCAUGUUCAGGCUCCUCACGGGCCAGGAGACCCCGCUGUACAUCUAGGUACACCCAGCCUCACCAUGGAGCAGGGACACCAGGCAGGCCCACCUGGACCCAGAGGAGCCAGAAGCCAGGACGAGGCCCUGACCCCUGACCCCGAAGCCCAACCAAGAACUCUGGCUCCCCUGAAGGGUGCGUCCUCGUCACCUAGUUUUUUUAGUUUGAUUUGGUUUGGUUUUUCUUUCUAUCUUUUUUUUUUUUUUUUUUUUUUUUUAGUUUUGUUUUGGGUUUUGCCAAAAAAGAAGGGGGAAAAAAGAAGUAUGUCCUUACUGAAGGAGAGUCCCAGGACAAUCCUUUGUAGAACCCCCCAGUCUCUUGCCACAUUGUCGUCACCGUCACCGCUGAUGAAGGGUGCUCACAGGUAGUUCUGUGUGGUGUGCUGUGUCUUUCCUCCCUGAGGCUAUGAAAUGUGAAUGUGGUGCCCGCCCACGUGGCUGUGAAGAGAGCCCUCCGUGAUGCAAGCGCAGCCUUCUCGGCCCUUUGGCUGGGCCACCUGGGGUCCAGCCAAAUCCUGAAGGGGGCCUGUAGGCUGGCAUUGCCUCCGUCUUCACAGGAGCAGGGGCAGCCUGGCUCCCAGGGCGAGAUUUGUGCCGAGUGUGAGAACCUGUGAUUGAUUGUAAGUAUUUACACAGCAAGGGGAUACUCCCAAGUUAAAUAAUGAUAAUAAAAAAAAAUGAUGGUCACGAUGUCAAAACUCCAUAUUUAUUUAGCAAAUAAUACUGUUUGGACUUUGACCUUGGCAAACCAUUCUUCAGAUGUUUAGGUUUUCCGAUACCCUGUGACCACAGCUGCUUCUCUUGUCCUAGCCUGUUCUGAGUCCCACGAGACCCUGUGAAUUUCCCUGGGCACCCUCACUUUGACCCCUUCUCUGCCACAGGGCUUCCUAUUAGGGAGCAACAUCCUGCCAGAGACAAAGGCGGAGGCAUGGGAGAUGGUCUUAUUUAAAUAACAACAACAACAACAAAAUCUAUCUAAGCAUACAUAGACACACACACACUCUGUCCCCAACAAAGGAAGCCCACACCGGAAAACCCACCUCUGCCCUUCCUGAAGGGACCAGCGAGAGUGCAAACGACUUGCCGAGUGAGGCCCUUGGCCAUCCUGCACGGAGCAGUGUGAGUGCAAACGGACCAAGGAGCGCGGUGGCUGGCUCGGCCCAUUAGAGAUCCGUGUUAACUGACAUCAUUUGUCUGGCAGUCUCUUAUUUUGGCUCAGGCCAUGAAGAAUACACUGUGACUUAAGAAGCCUUACCACGCAGUAACUAAAGCUUUAGGAUUACUGUAUUCGAGGAGUAACCUGUGUGUUGCAUGCAGCUGACCCUAGGAAGACUUCGCGCAUAUCGCUAAUAAACCUGAAGUCAUGACCAAAA
This is a messenger RNA of Meriones unguiculatus (Mongolian gerbil), 3955 nucleotides long. It is a transcript of the gene Apba2, whose product is annotated as amyloid beta precursor protein binding family A member 2. NCBI's taxonomy places the organism in Eukaryota, Metazoa, Chordata, Mammalia, Rodentia, Muridae. Gene Ontology annotation, biological process: chemical synaptic transmission. The record is from RefSeq and is a predicted model, not a curated record. Bases 337 to 2589 code for a protein of 750 amino acids. Gene Ontology annotation, molecular function: protein binding; amyloid-beta binding. The transcript is spliced from 15 exons. Gene Ontology annotation, cellular component: plasma membrane; dendritic spine; cytoplasm.